UUUUCGCAAUACUCUCUCGGAAUAUUCAUAUUCCUUUCACUCCAAAAUCAUCUUUACUUGUAUCGCAGUGUCUUUCAUUUUCUGUUUGUAAGAAGAUUUAUUAGUGAGACGAAAUCACGCAGUGCUCGUAAUAAUUGUAAAGAACAAGAGAAAGGGGCAAAACGUACAACAAGCGACCGAUCGGACGUUUAUAUAUUUCUUAGGCGUAAUUAUCAUUAUGGCAGACGAGUGGACUAUUGAUAUAUUGAAGAAAUGGAAAUUUUCUUCGUACGAAGCAAUAUUUAAAGAACAAGAAAUAGAUAAAGACAGUUUUUUGAAGCUAAGUGAUGAGCAUAUACGUUUGUUGAUUCCUCGACUUGGCCCACAAGUCAAAUUUCUAAAUUUAUGGAAAAAUUUAGCGUCUUCAUUACAGAAGAUUGAAAACGUAGAAAUUCCAGAGGAAACCAGAAUUAUUGAUACAAUAGAUACCAUUGACGAUAAUGGUACUUUUGUAAUAGAGAAUAUAUUAUUUGAAAAUAUAUCUGAAGAAAAAGAACCAAUUGAUGAAUCUUCUACUGAUCCUCUACUGUCGAUACAGGUUGAGGAGUCACAGCAAGUAAAACGCACAGAAGAUUCUUGUCAUGAAAUCCGAAAACAUACCUGUAUUUCAAAUAAUGUAAAACGUUAUCUUGAACGAACAAGUGAUGGAAAGAGCUACUUUGGUAUUUAUAACAAGCAUGGCUUUGAUAAUGCUUUGAGAACAGAUUUAGCAAAAUAUAUUAUAGCAGCAGAGUUAGCUGAUGAUCCCAACAAACGAAUUACUUCAGACGAUUUCAGACGAUUUAGUCUACAAAUUGUACAGCUUUUUCCUAUGGAAAUUGCGGUUAGUUUUAUAUAA
Molecule: messenger RNA, 877 nt
Organism: Wasmannia auropunctata (little fire ant)
Lineage: Eukaryota; Metazoa; Arthropoda; Insecta; Hymenoptera; Formicidae
Exons: 5
Coding region: 218-877 (219 amino acids)
Source: RefSeq, a predicted model, not a curated record